Molecule: messenger RNA, 5382 nt
Organism: Nipponia nippon (crested ibis)
Lineage: Eukaryota; Metazoa; Chordata; Aves; Pelecaniformes; Threskiornithidae
Source: RefSeq, a predicted model, not a curated record
AUGCCACGGAGAAGGAAAACUGGUGGGAGUCCUUCUCGGAAGAAUGGCAAUUCUGACAGAACUGCUGUUGCUGUAUUCCAAGGGGACCCAAGCCGCUCAGUGUCACCAGGAGUGCAUAGUGUCAAUAAGGAAGAGCUCUUCAACAGCAUGUCAGAAAUGUUUUCUGACCUAGAUCCUAGUGUGGUUUAUAUGGUUCUGUCUGAAUGUGAUUUUAAAGUAGAAAACGCUAUGGAUUAUCUGCUAGAGCUGUCCACCCACGCCAAAGGAGUGGCAUCUUCAAAAACCUUGGGUUUUGAUUCAGUAGCAUCAUCACUAGCUCUUGUUAAUCAACAAAGAUCUGUUGCAAAUGAAAGAAUGGGGGAAAGUACUGCAGAACAAAGUAAUUCUGAAGAAGAAAAAGAAAAGGUCCUAUCACCUCAUGUGCAGCUGACUGAAGAACUGGAUUCUUUAAUAGAAAAUGCCUUUCAGAGAUACAGCUUGAGUGAUGAAUUACCUAAUUCUGCAAAUGACCAAAUAGUACAUAAGCACUCUGUGGAACACGAUGGCUUUAAUGAAUUUCCUGAGCAGGAAAAAUCUGAUUCAGGCUGCAAUGUCCUACUUUUUCCACAGCAAACAGGGACAAAUGAUGAGGUUUUAGAAAGCUUCUGCUGUUCUCAGCCACCAGUGAGUCACCUGAGCAUCCAGACAAGCUCACCAGCUGCAUCAGACACUUUUGCACAGAUAUUGGAAGAUUCUGAUCUGUCAGAAAUACAUAUGCAACAUGAUGUAGCUUCAGAAGUUUAUAAACAAUUGAAUGGAGAAAUAUGUGGAAAUUCUGAACAGACACAAGAUACUGUUUUGGAUCAAAUAAGUGUGACUGCUGCUUCUGGUGAGUCAUCCCAAAGACCUCUGGAACCUGGAGUAGCUGUCACUGGAGAUCCUAAUUCAGGGUGCCUGGAACAGCAUGAAGAGGUGGUGCCUGCCUUUAACAGCCACCAGAGCACUUCUCUUCCAGAGGCCUAUGUCUCUCUUGAAACAUCCAGUUUCAAAACACCCAAACCUGCAGAUUUUCAGCAAACUCAGCAGGGUUAUAACUUAAAUUUUUCUACACCGUCAAGUCAACCUCAACAGCACUGGAAUCUCAUGGCUCCCGUGUUUUAUCCAUCCAGUGGAAGUCACAGCUUUGUAACUCCUGUGGCUGUCAGUCCAGGGCAGUGGAGACCUGUUUCAGACUAUAGGACUGUGGAAAAAGGACUUUUUUUUUCCUCUCCAGUGGUUUCAAAUGCCUGGGAUAGCAACCCUUCUCUGAAGGUAUGGGGAAAUCAAGAUAGAAACUCAAAAUUGAACCUCUCGCAAGCACAGCAGCCACCUGUUUGUCACAUGAUGAGAAAAAAGAUGCACCUUAUAGGUCAAGUACUUGUUCUUCUCAGAGGUGUUCCAGGAUCAGGAAAAUCGUAUUUGGCAAGGACUUUGCUUGAGGAUAACCCAGGUGGAAUCAUUCUUAGUACUGAUGAUUACUUUUAUAAGCAUGGACAAUACCAUUGUGAUCCCAAUUGCUUAGGGGAAGCACAUGACUGGAACAGGAAACGAGCCAAAGAAGCAUUUGAAAGGAGACUCUCUCCUAUAAUAAUAGACAACACAAACAUACAAGCAUGGGAGAUGAAGCCUUAUGUUACUUUGGCUUUGCAGUUCAAAUACAAAGUCAUGUUCCGAGAACCAGACACUUGGUGGAAGUUUAAACCAAAAGAACUUGAAAGACGAAACAUUCACGGUGUAUCUAAAGAAAAAAUUAAAAGAAUGUUGGAACGGUAUGAACACUGCCUUACUGUUCGUUCAAUAUUGGAUUCUUCAGUCCCAGACAAAUCAGAAGCUUCUGGCUGGAGUGAAGAUUCUUGUCAGGAUGAAGGCCAUAGAAAGAGAGAGGCACCUUCUGAUGUAAAGGACAAAGAACCUUUUGCUUCUGAUGUGGAGCCUCUUGAAUUAGCUGAAGAUGAUAAAACUUUUCCCAGUACUUCUCUAACUUUAGAAAGUAACUGUGAUCCUGAAUAUUUUCAGAAAGAGGAAAAAGAAAUGGAAAAUAACUCGGUGGAACACAGUUCUGAGAACAGUGCUGUUCAAGAUGACUUGGAUGUUUGUUUAUCAGAUUGUGUAGAAAAAGAACUGCCCUUGGAGAAGAAAGAAGAAAAGGGAGAAAAAGUAGAAAAAAAUACUAAAACAGAAAUGGAUGAAGUUGAUGUGACCACGACUGAAGAGACUGUGUGCUUGCAUACAGGAGGAGUUGAGGAACACAGUGAUAACAACAUUCUCAAAGUUCAAACUGAAGCUGAACAAUCUGGCGAAAUAUGUACGGAACCAAAAUCAACACAAAGUAGUAACAUAGAGGAACGAAGCAGUUCAGCUUUUGACACAUCAGGAAAACCAGAACUGCUAAACUUUCUGGGUGACUGGCCUGUAGAACAAACAAUGGGACAGAGAGUCAAAAGAGCUAGAAGACUAGAAAAAUCUUCUCUGAAGAGUGAUACGGAAGGUAAAACUCACAGUCAGCAGCAUCCUGAGUUAGGUAAAGAGCAAGCAGGCCUGCCUGGGACCUGUACUGUUGAAAAAGGACAUGAAGAAGAAAAUCUAGCCUCUAGCUGUUCCUCUGUUAGUUCAGAUAAAGUCACACCGGAAUUGCAAAUGAUGGGACAUUGGCCUGUCUCAGGCUCAUUAGAACAGAGGCAACAAAGAUCAAGGAGAAUGAGAAAGACAAGUCUAAAUCAGUCCGAUGAAGGCAGAAAUACUGAAGGUGACAUUAAUAGAAAUGCUCUUGAGACCGUAGAUGUGCUCCGUGGGACACCUGUGAACACUGCAGAGCCAACGGAUGCAAAGAGUUUGCAUAUGCACCAACCUGAAACAGUAGCUAGUGAAACAGUAGGUGAGAAAAAAACCCAGCAAAGUAAGAGAAUGAGGAAACAUCACAAAUUAGCCCUCACUUUUACAAACAACAAUUUGCCCCAUCCCAAAGAAGUGGAACACUUGUCUAUGCUUAACGCAGCAGAAGAGAAACAUGACACAUGUUCAUGUAGACAAAAAAGUAGCCAUUCACAGACUGAAUCACAGGACUUUGCUCUCUUGUGGAGAUUAGAAAAGAGAAUGCUUUUUCCUGAGACUACCAAAGUGUUGCAUGGCAGACUAGAUGGCUUCAAACCCAAAGACGUAGAUAAUGCCUCAGAUUCUCAAGAAAAAAUACCCUAUCGAGCUACAUAUGAUAAAAGUACAUUUGUGGAAGAAAGUGAACUUACCAGUAUUGAUGAGUCUGAAAAGCUAAAUAUGCUAUGUAAGCUCUUUGAGUCUGUUUCAGUUGAAGCUCUGAAAGAUCUGUAUGAAAGAUGUAACAAAGACAUAGACUGGGCCACAGCUCUGCUGUUAGACUCUGAUGAAAAGUUAUGGAAAGAUGUUGAUACUGAAUGCUUUCAAGUAAGAGAAGGUGAGCCAGUUGUUGCAGGCUUUGAUUUCAAGGCAAGUACAAACUAUGGUGAGAACCUCAAAGACUGUGAACAAAUGCUGCAAAUAAUUGGGGCUGGUGAUAUCUCUGAGCCUUCAGAAGACAAGAGCUCAUCGCUCAGCAUUGCAGAAAGUAGGGCUACCAAGGCAACUGUGACAGAUGCUGAUGUGUCUGAUUCGUUGACUGCUACCUCAUUGAAUCGUUCAGCAGAACUGAAAAAUUCUGGAGAUGCAGCCCCUAGAACUGACGCAGGCAGCUUGGCAGCAGGUAUCAUUGAGCCAUCCGGUUCAGGAAAGCAGAAGAUAGAGUCUGAGAGACCUGUUGAAGAAACUAUAGAUAAGCCAUCAGUCUCACAGCUUGAUGCAGGUUUAUAUAUACCCAUGACUUUGCCUCAUGGUCCUAACACAACUUCUACCAAUCGGAAAUUUGAAUUAAGUAACGAAAGUGACAGUAACCCUUCAGAAAGCAAUGCAGAGAAUUGCAAAGUGACUGCUUCGUUACUGGAAAGGGAUCACGCACCUCUGGGGGGUCCUAGGAGUGAUAAAGAACUAGGGACAGAUAAAGAAACCCAGGGGAGUUCCAGGGAGAUAUGUUGUGAAGAAGAAAUGGAAACUCCAAGCUGGGAUGAAACUAAAGGAAAGAUGCAAAGCCCUAUACCAGCAUCACGUGCAGCCUUCAAUAUAGAUUGCCUAGAACUAACAUUACCUCCUGAACUGGCACUCCAGUUGAAAGAAAUAUUCGGGCCUGUUGGCAUUGAUGCAGGAUCACUAACUGUUGAGGAUUGUGUGGUUCAUAUUGAUUUGAAUUUGGCAAGAGUGAUUCAUGAAAAAUGGAAAGAAUCUAUUCUGAAGCGUCAGAGGAGAGAUGAAUCAUGUAAGUUGUCUGCAGAAGGUCCUACUGUGAUUCAGCAGAUAGAUACAGAUGACUCAGAAAUGCUGUUAUCUCAGAAUGCAGACAGUAAAAUACAGAAGAAAAAAAUGAGCUGGGUUUCAGGCUCCUCUGAUGACGUACAGACUAAAAAACCAGCAACAUCAGACGUUUUUCCUUUUAUGGAUCACUGGAAUGCUCAGAUUCAGAAAGUUUCUCUCAGACAAAUAAUUUCUGAAGAAAUAGCUAUGCAGGAGAAACAGGACCUGAGUCGGGUUCCUUCUAUGGCUAGAAAAGACUGUGCCGCUAAACUAAAGGAGAAGCAACUUUUUGAGAUGUUUCCAACUAUUAAUCAGAAUUUCUUAAUGGAUGUCUUCAAGGACAACAACUACUCUUUAGAACAAACUGAACAGUUUCUGAACUGUGUUCUGGAGGCAGAUCCUGUAAAAACAGUUAUAGCUCAAGAAAGUGUUCAGCAAAAUGAAAUUGUUUCUUCCUACAGUGCUGCAAAGAACCGGGAGAAGAAGGCAAAAAAAAGUAAGGAAGAGGAUGAUCCUUUGAGUGAAAUAUUUCAAGAAUUUGAGUAUCCACAAUAUGAUGAUUUAAGAGCAGAAGCUUUUUGCCACCAGCAAAAGAGACAGGAAUGUUUGAAAAAGGCUGGGGAGGCCUAUCGCAUGGGUAUGAAGCCUGUGGCAGCGUUUUAUGCACAUCAGGGUCGCCUUCAUGAGCAGAAGAUGAAAGAAGCCAACCAUGCUGCUGCUGUGCAGAUCUUUGAGAAAGUAAAUACUUCCUUGCUGCCGAUGAAUGUGUUGGAUCUGCAUGGUCUUCAUGUGGAUGAAGCUGUGAAUCAGUUGUCCAGAGUGCUGCAGGAAAAAAGUGAAGAGUACCAGCAGACUGGUGGUAAACCAUAUCUCUGUGUUAUCACGGGAAGAGGAAGCCAUAGUCAGGGAGGAGUUGCUCGCAUCAGACCAGCAGCUAUCAGAUAAAUCACAAGCCACAACUUCAGGUUCACAGAAAUAAAACCAGGCUGCCUGAAAGUCAUGCUGAAUUGA